AUGGAUGAUCUAGAGGAUAGGUGGGAUAAACUGCAACUUACGGAGGAGGAGAAUGCUGUGAUUGAUCUUAAUGCAGUACACUUGGGGAGGGUGAAGGCAGAGGGAGAUAAGAGUCUUGUAGGAAAACUGAUCUCAGAUCGUAAAGUUAAUAAGGAAGUGAUUAGAUCUACGAUGAAUAAGGUUUGGAGAUUGGCAGGUUCGUUCACUUUUCAUGAUAUUCUUCCAAAUCUGUUUGUAGUAACUUUUGACAAUCAGAAGGAUCGACAGCGUGUUCUGGACGGAAAACCUUGGUUGUUUGACAAUCAACUACUAUUACUGAAACCAUUUGAUGGUUUUACCCCUCCGCAGCAGAUGAAUUUUGACUACGAAGCCUUUUGGGUGCAUCUGAGUAAUUUAUCGUUGGCCUGUAUGAAUUUAGAAGUUGGAACUCAGAUUGGAAAAACUAUUGGAAAUGUAAAAGAAGUAGAUGUACGUGAAGAUGGGAUAGGAUGGGGAAGGUAUUUGAGAGUGAAGAUUGAAUUAGACCUGAGGAAAUCAAUAGCUCGGGGUAGAACUGCGAAUGUGCUAGGAUCCAGAAUUUGGGUGCCUUUGAGCUAUGAAAAACUUCCUAAAAUUUGUUUUAAAUGUGGAAGAUUAGUGCAUGGAGUAGAAGGAUGUGCAGGAUUGGUAGGGAGGGGUGGUGGAUCUCAAUAUGGUACUUGGCUUCGAACUUACCACACGGAUAGGGGGAAUACUACAGAAAAUAAUAGAAAUAAGUCUAAAGAAAAAAAUGCUGAGGAAGUAAGAGAGUUCAAUUGUGGUAGUAUGGGUGAGGGUGGGAUGCCAAAUGCAGGUUUUUCUACCACACCAGUUGAUGAGGCUUUUGAGGAUGAGAUGGUGGAUGUUUUAAAAAGAAGUAAGGGGCCGGAUGUAGUAAAGAAGGAAGGGGCGGAUAAGGUGUUUGUAGAAAAAACUGAGAGAAGAGAGAAAAUUGGAAAUGCAAGUAGGGAUGGGAUGGAUGAUGCUCGACUUAUGGCAACUCCUGAUGAGGGUCUCUUGUAUGCUGAACUUGAGCCUAAUUCUCAGUUGCUUCUUCAGAAUGAUAAAGGAAUGAGUGAAGGGAAGGGGGUGUUAGAAAAGGGGAGGUGGAAGAGAAGGGCACGUAUUGUAGGAAAAAGUAAUGGAAAGGAGGCCUCAGGUGGGGGCAAACGUAGUCUGAGAGGUGAUUUUUCUGACGACAGCAGUGAGGGCAUCUCAAAAAAGAGUAGAAGGGCUGCUAAUGUAGGGGAUGAACGUGUGGAUUUGGGAUUGGCGGAGGCUGCUGGCCAGCCCCGCCAACCAUUAUGA
Messenger RNA from Carya illinoinensis, 1326 nucleotides. RefSeq lists its product as uncharacterized. The record is from RefSeq and is a predicted model, not a curated record. NCBI's taxonomy places the organism in Eukaryota, Viridiplantae, Streptophyta, Magnoliopsida, Fagales, Juglandaceae. The transcript has a single exon. Bases 1 to 1326 code for a protein of 441 amino acids.